AUGUCAUUUUCUCCGCAAUAUUAUGAGAUAUUAGAACAAAUCCAAAAACAUAUGGCAUAUCAGAGUGAGAUAUCCAUAGAAGAAGUAAAGAAACAAAGUAUUAUUCCUGCAAUAACACCAAAAAAAUUCUCUAUAAACGAGGUUAAAUUGGAUGAACAGUAUAGGGUCAAAAGCAGGGAGUAUUUGAUGGAUGGAUUGAAAAUAUAUGAAGACGUUAUUGAUGAAAAAUGGAAGGAUUUUGAUGAUGAUGGAUUAUGUGGAGAAUGGGUUAAAGUUAAGGAUAUGAAGGACACAGGAAGAGUAGUACUUUAUUUGUUUCCAGGAGGAUAUUAUACGGGAUCAUCUAAAUCAUCCCGCCGUAUUGCUCAAAAAAUUGCUGAAGAUGCUGAAUGUUCAGUUUUGGUAAUUGAUUAUCGUCUUACACCACAACAUCAAUUUCCUGCACCGCUUUGUGAUGUUUUAGCAGCAUAUCUAUAUCUUACUAAUCCUGGACCGGAAGCAGGAUUUGAACCAAUUGAUCCUAAACAAAUUGUAUUUGCCGGUGCUAGUGCCGGUGGUGGAUUAGCUGUUGCUACCGCAUUAUUCCUUCGUGAUGUUGGUUUACCAUUGCCAGCAGGACUUGUUUUAUGGUCACCAUGGGUGGAUCUGACAAGUAGUAUGGCAUCACAAUGGAAACCCGAAAUGAAUAAAACAGACUUCGUUAGUGGCAAACUAAACUCUCGUAAACUUGGCCCACCAUCCUCUAUGUCAAUUGAAUAUCUCAAACGCGUAAAAAUUCUCUCGGAAAAAAUUAAUCAAAAAAAACCAAAUGUAGUUGGUCAUCCUUCUUUUACCAAAGUUCCAAGAUUUAGGUUAUAUUGCGCAAAUGAAGCUUUGGCCAUUCCUUAUGUUAGUCCAAUGUUAGCAGAAAGUUUAGGAAAUCUGCCGCCCAUUUUAUGUCAAGUAGGCAGUGGUGAAAGAUUUCUGGAUUCAAAUAUUUUAUUCAGUUUCAAAGCUUCUGAUCCGAGUAAAUUUCAACUACCAAAAUAUGCUACAACAAAUUUUGCUAAAUCACCAUUCAAGAAACCGACUGAAGUCACUCUUGAAGUUUAUGAUGAAGCUUGUCAUGGUUUUCAAGUUUUCUCAAUAAAACGUUCUUGCGAUUUCAUUAAGAAUUACACGCUUAAUGAAAGUAUUCUAGAUAAAGCGGAGGGUAACUCUAUUGAUACUAUUGCAAUUAACCCUAAUUGUGAUAUUAGAGAGUUGGAUGCGAAAUUUCUUGAAUGUUUGAGUUGGGAAAACGUUGGAGUUAUCCCAGAAGUAGAAGUUGAAAUUGACCAAAUGGAAUAA
Dentiscutata erythropus is the source of this 1329-nucleotide messenger RNA. Lineage: Eukaryota; Fungi; Glomeromycota; Glomeromycetes; Diversisporales; Gigasporaceae. The record is from the annotation of a GenBank genome assembly.